GGUCCACUCUGAACCGUAUUGUACAUAUUUGUUGAUAAUUAUGAUACCUAAUGUCAUCUAAAUUUGUUGUAAAUAGUGAUAAAGCGAAUCCCAGGUUGUUACCCGGUUAAGAGAAGAUAAGUUACAUAGUGAAACUGUCAAACUUAUCGAGGUUAAGUUUUGAACAGAUGACAUAAUAUUACUCGUAAAUGCAGCAAAUUCGAGUGGUGUUGGUUUAUUUUCUGCCAUGACUCAUACCUACUCAGUUGAUGAUGAUACGUUGCUGAUCGCACAUAAAAUGUCUGACACUAGCAAAAAGCGAACAAAUAGCUUUCGAAAACUAUUUCCACAAUUAUUUUUUUCCCAAAGAAGUAAAGAAAAGACUACAGUUGGUAAAGAUCUCAAAAAUCAGAAGAGUAAUCCUGAGCAUUCUCUGAUAAGUAACCAAUAUCAAAACCCUCAAACGGUUACAGCAAAAGCAACUCAAGUAAAUGAAACAAGUGAUGAAAAUAUUUAUGAAAACCUUACAGCAUCGCAUCGUAUAUUUAGUGAAAACGAUAACUACAGCCAAGACAUACCUAGUAAUCAUUCAUCAAGCAGCACUCUGGUCUCAGAAAGUGUUAAAAAUAAAUUAAUUGUUGAAAAUGAUGUAAAUGAAAUAGUUAACUACAGAGAGAUUGAUUGUAGAGAUUAUAAUGCCAAGCCGCAAGUCCCCCGGAAACCUCAGAGUGAAAUAAUCCACAGUAAAAUGAGCGAUAACUCGAUAGUAGAUAGUUUCAAAACUCCACAAUAUCCAGAUGUAUAUUAUCAUUCUCUAGAAAAAUUGACAGGUAAAAUAACACCUCUUGAUGAAAUUGAUAUUUAUAGAGCUUCAAAAGUUCAUGCCGAUCCUGCUCCAGUAGGCGCAGAAAUAAAAAAAGUCAGUACUAGAUUUCUUAUUUCACCCAAGAAAGAAGCGGAAGUACGCACUAUUCAACCAAAUAGGGCUCGCAGCUUAUCACUGGAUAAGAAUAAUGACAGAUCGCGUAACAGAAAUACUGAUAAAGACAUUUUUAACGAAAUUAUUAUAAAGCCAUACAAUUAUUCAGCACCCACUUCACCAAUGCCAAUUAUUCAUAAGAUCCCAAAUAUGCCUAAGAUGGUGUCACCUUAUGAACAUGUUAGAAAGACAAUGAUGGAAGCGGAAGAAAAGCGAAAUUCACUUAGUCGAUCUAGUCAACGAAAUAAGUCUUCGCCUUCACCCAGACAACUAGAUCAAAAUGAAGUCAGAUCUGUACAACCGCAUAAAGAUAAUGUUAAAGUUGACAAUGUUGCAGUGGAAAAGGAAAAAACUCGUCAGAAAGUAGAGGCAUUUUAUUGGCAAAAAUUAAAAGAACAGAAGCUGAAGGAAGACGAGUUUUUAUUAAGGCAGUCUAUGAGAUCUCCCAUGCAUGGUCAUAAUAAUACUACAUACAACAUGACAUAUUCUAACUCUAGUUGCAGUUCUCCAAACUCUUUUAUCAUAGAGCCCAGAAGUUACAGUUUACCAAGAGGCAAAGAGUUAACGAAUUAUAUAACAAAUCAAACAAUAUAUUCGAAAUCUCCAUUCGUAAGAAAUGCUCCAGAAAGACGAACUGAUUCAUUUAUAAAGGGCCGAAGUGAAUUUUAUGGAGAGCAAGAUAUAAUUUAUAGACAUCCUGAAAAGUUAUUUAUAAAGGACAGCGUUUUAUCAAUAGUAGAAGAUAAAAAGCCUGUGGUAAUUUUAAAUCGAGGUACCUUAUCGCAAGAAACGAGAGAUAUUAAUCAGCAAACCAAACGAGUCAGUUUUGAAGAACAGUACUUAAAUAAUGCUACUGUACAAGUGAACGAUGCGAUCAAAAAGCUCAGCACGGAUUCUAAAGAGGCGAAUGAGUGUGUGAAAACAAUUAAUUCUCAGGUCGAGUAUUCGCCAAAUGCUUUGAAAAUCAGAAGCGGAAGCAGGGGAUCUUCAAGUAUUCCCCCAAAGCCGCCUGUUCGUACGACAAGUGUUAACAGUGUCGGAAAAAAUAAUAAAGUAAUAAAUAAUAACAAGAAAAACAACUCUCAAUUUGGUGGCCAAAUUAUUUAUUCCGAAUCAGAGAGCGGCUCCGAAGCUAGUGAAAUUCAGAGGAUUCUUCAAAACAACUCCCGUAAAGAAGAAGACUGGCAUGGAGAUGGUUCACGAAUCGAUGGUGGGUUGUCGGAUGGGGAGCAGAACCGAAGCUCUUCCAGGGGCAGAACUUCCCGUCGCGACGAUCCACGGCGCCACACCCUCGCCGGAAAUCACUAUUACAUUCAGAACCAUCCUGGCCAGAUACCCCAUGACCUUGAGCAUCGGGGACCUCAACCAGCAAAUAUGAAUUCGCCUGAGUAUGCCAUCGUUACCAAGUUCCGCGAUACAAAAAAUAAUAUAAUAUCAAAUCAGUUCGCACGAAAGCCCCCCCUACCCCGAAGCUACCCGCCGCCCAAUGCGUUGCUCUUCGACGAUGACCCCGGGAUCAUGUCCGAGGUGGAGACCGCGUCGACAGGAUUCCGGCGCGGCGGGAAGCAACGCUCCUCUCUCCCUGUAGUACGCACACCGAGCAAGACCCUCGAAAGACCUUUGGGAAUUUCUAUUGCAGGUCUGGUGUUCCUGCAAUACAGGAACGAGACAAAGCGUGCGCUGCUACCGAACGAGAUCACGUCCAUAGAUACAGUGAAAGCGCUCUUCGUUCGCAGUUUCCCCAAACAACUCACUAUGCAGUACAUGGAUAGCCCUUUGGUCAAAAUCUACAUUCACGACUCCUCCAAAGAUAUGUUCUACGAGUUGGAAGACGACCGGUCUCACCUACGGGAUAUCCGGGACCGCUCAGUGCUGCGUCUGUUUGAGUCGACAGACAUCGGGGGUGGCGCGUUCCCGGGAGUCGUGGGUGUAGGUUCUGUGCCCAUGCCUGCCGGAGCGGCCACCUGUUCUGGCCCUUCGAGCUGGGAUCAGGACCAGAACUACUUCAGCGAGCCCGAAAUGGAUUCCGAGUACCAUCACCAACAUGUACACAAGUCGAAGGUGAAGGCACCUGCUUACUACAUCGGCACGCAUGCCCCGAGCACGCUGCCCCGCGGUGGCUCCCUGAUGCGCGCCUUCUCGCCGGCGGCGCCGCCGGUGCCCGCCGACCGCGUCAAGAACCUACCUGCCGGAUCGAAUGGUGGUACAGGGCACGCCGGCGAGGGCUACAUGUCGUCGCCGGAGCGCGGCGGGCCGCGCGCGCCCUACGAGGACCCGUACUACACCCAGUACCUGGGCCCGGCUGCCGUCAGGCCCAACAUCACGCCCAUCAUCGACGAGGAAGCUGGGGAUGGGAUCAUAGAUGAUGCCUAUCAAAUGUACGGAGUCAACCCCAUCACCACCGCUCCGAGACCAAUGCCUCGUCCGCCAUACGACGCCAGGCUGACCACACAAGUUGAUGAUAUGCAACGCCUCCGCGUUGAAAAGAUGGAGCGGCAGCUUGCCAAUUUGACGGGCCUGGUGCAGAAGGCACUGCAGGUGCCAGGCCCCGCCGCCCCGCCGGCUGCUGCGCCGCGCCAAGACUUCCCCGCCACCUUCUCAGCUCGACCACCGACCACUGAUGCCGCGAGAUUUGCCAGCAACGAGAGACCCCCUAAAUUAGGGAGAGAUAAAUUUCAGAAGUCAGUGUCAUUUGAGAAAUCGGUAUCAUUUAGCGAUGACCCACCUGACAUGAACUCCCCCAAACAACAUUCGCCACAGCAUUCAGCUGAUACAAAACCAACCAAACCGGCAAUCAAAUCAUCGACUUUGCCGCGGACCUCGUCGCAAGAGCGCGACCGCCUGAAGCCCGCUCCUCCGCCGAAGCCGGCCGGCCUGGUGGGCCAGCAGCUGGCCCUCGUGUCUCCCAGGACGUACACCAUCAACGUUACUCCUGAUUUCUUCAACCAGCUCCGCGUUCUGCAGAAGCAGAGCCGGGACCUGAGGAUCGAGACACGAAAUUUGCGUCGGUCAACACUGACCCAUGCCAUCCAGAUGCGCCAGCUGAUGGCUGAAACCAUCGUGAAGAUUGGUGCCAUUGCUGCUAGUUUCUGCGAGCAGGACCCUGACUCGCAACUGACCCGCGAGGAAGAGAUCUACCGCCAAGACAUGCUUCUGCUCGAGAACGACUUGUACGAGCUGGAAGCUACGGUGGAGCGUCUGCGCGGGCAGGCUGCUAACAGAGAGACCCGCGUGAACAUGGCGGACAUCGAGCGCAUCGCUAUGGUGCUCUCCAAGAGCAGCAAGACGGUGGCCGACUGGAAGCUGAAGUUCCCCAUCCUGCAGGAGACCAUGAAGGUCAAGCUCGCCGCUGAGAUGGAGAAGGUGGUCCGCAAAGAGAAGAUGCUGGAGGAAGAACCGGAGCGCCUGGAGCUGGCUCUGCGCCGCUGCAAGAAGCUGACCGGAACCCUGGUCACUCUAAAGAGGCUGGCCUGCGUGCAAGAGCAGCGCCUGCCGAUGGCCGACGGCCGCUCGUCCCCGGGCUCCUCCCAGAGCUCCACCACUUUCACCCCGGGGCCCUCCUCCGAAGAGUUCGCCUCCGAUAGCACCUGCCAACUGCCGCAGGUCCAUAACAAGGGUCCCGUCGGGUGCAACGGGCGAGGCUCGGGCCGAGGAGCCGACGUGCGGCCGGAGAACGCCCUCGACGCUCUACUAGACGAGCUGCAGACGUUCGCCAAGCCGGGCGAGCGCGCGCGCGGCGACGGGCCGCUGCGGCGCCUGCACUCGUACCCGAGCGGCAGCGACACGGACGCGUCGCCGCCCGUGCGCGCGCGCGGCCAGCACGCGCCCAAGCCGCCCGUGCCCGAACGCCACCCCGAGCUCCUGGCGCUCGCCGCGCGCCGCCCGCCCCCGCCCCCGCCGCGCACCUCCUCGCGCUCGCCGCUCGCCUCGCCGCCCUCCCCCGCCUCGCCCGCCUCCCCCCAGCGCUCCGACUCCGCCAACUCCGAGCCCGACGACAAGUCCGCCUGCCGCCAGGCGCUGCUCGAGCACCGCCACCAGGAGCUGCUGAAGAAGCAGAAGGCGCUGCAGGAGCAGUACGCGCGCCUGCAGAUGAUCCAGCGCAGCGGGCCCGCGCUGCCGCCGGCCGCGCAGCCCGACCUCAAGAAGACGGGCAGCGAGUCCAACCUGCUCACCAAGAUGAGCCUCAACCUGGCGCCCGCCACGUCGGGCAGCAUGACGCACCUGGCCGGCGACUGCGAGCGCGCCAAGGACCCGCUGCUGGCGGACAAGCCCACGCUGGGCCCCAAGCCGGUGGAAUCGGUCGCCACUACUAAUAAAGUUUACGAGACUGACAUACUGUGACCUAGUUACCGCUUUAUGGCACCCGUAUUAGUUCUAGUUUCAUUCGCGAUAACGAAACCAGUAGAUGCGAUAGCCACACCUAAAUACCCCCCCAAAAGUCACGCUUCAUAGUAUAGGCUUUGUCUUUUCUGUUUAUCUCAUUUUUCCGCGUUAGCUGAUCCAAAAUCCUCAACACUAAUAAUUGACCGUUUAAAAAUGAUGAAAUAUGGACCGCCGAUUACAUAUUUUCAAUAUAAUAAUAUAGUACUGUUGCAAAGAACAAAAAAAAUCCAAAAAAAUCAAUAAAUGUUUAGCACUUCAGAUGUCAAUAUUGGCAUAAUGUCGUAAGUCUGUAAUCUACUUUAAUUAGAAAAUUUUGAAAGAUUUUAAGCCAUUUCGGCUUUUAUUUCACCAUCAGUCCCGUUUUGUACAUAGGUAACAUUUGUUGUAACCUAGCUCCUUUUCUAUAAUUAUACUAUCGAGUAACCUAUAUCUAAGCAUUUUCUUAAAUUAAGUGCCAAACUAUUUCCGAUGUCCUCUUCAAAAGUGAAACUUUAAGCAACGACUUCUCGCCCCUGCGCCAGCGCCGCGGGCUUAUUCUCUUAAGUUCAACUUCAACAAAUUUACUUUCUGUACAACGAAAAUUAAGUUGUGUAACUAUAAAAGUACUAGCAAAAUUCUUCUAUAUUCAUUGAGUUAUAAUGUACGAGUAAUAUUACUUCAAUGUCUAUAGUAAACUAUUUAAUAUUUUUGACGGCUCGUUUUAUGAAUAUUUAGUCAUUACUCGACUGUGAUACGAAGUUACCUAAUUAAAAUGCGUAAGAAUUGAAUUCAUUUUUUAACUCUACUAUUUAUAUUUUAGUGCCCUUCCCCAUAUAAGUUCGUCAUCAACUGUGUUUAUUUUUAUUACGAAUUAUGUCAAUUUGACAUAAUAUAAAAAAAUAGUUGUAAAAUUAAAUGUUGUGGCAUCAAUCUGUACUCGCGCAUGAAAACCGUCAUAAAUAUUAGCAUAGUUAAAAUCGAUCAUUAAAAAAUUAUAAAUGUGGAUUAUGUGGACAAAUUGAUGAAAUCGAGUGAUAUUAUAUAUGAAAUUAUUCAUUAAAAUAUCCUUAUUUUUAGACUCGAAAUAUAUCUGCAUUAGAGCGUGUAUAAUAGAGUCUAGUAUAAAGAAAAUCCCUAGUAAGUAUAAAGAAAAAAAGUAAAUGUUUGCGCUUUUUCAUGUUUGUUGCAAGUGACACGUAAAAUUUAUCAUUAUGCACAAAUAUUUCCAGCACAUUAGAUUAUAUUAUUUGUGAGAGUUUAUGAAAAGUUUUAAUAGCAGAGAUAACAACUUCUAUUGAGUUAUCGAGCUUUUUCAUGCUUGUACCUCCUCUGUGCUCAGAAUGUGACAAAAAUAUAUUUUCACACGACUUAAGUUACACUACCAUUUAUCUUUAUCGUUGUACUCUAUGCUGCUACCAUAGUAACUGUAAGGAAUUGUGACUAUUAUUUUUGACAUUCCUCUAUCUAUUAUUCAGUUGCCGAUGUGUCCCCCAAGUGGAUAAUAAUUAUAUGUAUAAGUAUACGUUUAUUUUUAUUUAACCACGUUUAUAAUGCAUACUGUAAUUUUAGUUCACACACAUCUAUACGAAAGUACCUACUUAUAUAGGUAAGAUACAGUAAGAUAUCAUGUAACUAAGUAUUAGACCCAUUCAUCCGAUGUGUGUGUUUUUUUAAAGUUGUAAACGACUUGAGUACAUUUUAUUUAAUUAACAUUGUACUUAAUGUUUUUCUUCAAAUGUAUAUUUUGCCAUCAAUUAAUGUAUAUUUAUUGAAAUAAGUUUAUACAAAUGCAUUGAUAAGGUCGAUAUUGCCAAACAGGACAUGUUCAUUUUAUUAUUAUUUAAAAAAGUGCCAAAAUUAAAAAAAAAAAAUGAUUUGUUUUACAUUAAGUAAAAUGAUGUUUGUGAUGAUUUUUAAUGUUUGUAUUAUUAUUUAUAAUAUACAUAAGUAUCGUUGUUACUUAAUUGUUUUGAAAAGGAUGGCUCGGCGAGCAGUAUGAGCAGAGAUUUUCACCAUUUUAGAUUUAUUUAAGAAAACAAUUCAAACUCAAAAGCAAUUUUUUUUUAAAUUCUCUUUACGCCAUACAGACCGGUUCUGAUAAGGAUCAAAGGACUGUCAGACCAACUGGGGUUAGAGCACCAGAAAUGUCAGCUUGAUUAUAAUAAUUAUAUUUUAUUUUAAUAGACAAUAAGACGAAAUUGUAUUAUAUGGCUGGCCGCUAUAAAUUAUUCAAUCAUCUUUCGUUUAUUUUUUUUAUUUUGAAAUAUUUUUUGUUUGUUUUUGUAGUGGCCAGUACAUCAACAUUUCUAGAACUCUUAGUCUUUAUGGUAUAGGACUAAAAGGUCGUGCCUGUUUGUCUGAUAUUCUUUUGAUGCCUACCACAACCGAAAGGCUGUCUGGUGAUUUGUGAAAUUGCUCCGUAUGAUAAUUUCUGCUCUAUUUUUAUCCAAAUUCGCAGCUGCAGAAUAAAAAAGCACAUAAAGUACCUGCUCUUACAGCUCCGUCUCCAAAAUCCAUGUAUUACAGAGUAAUCAUUUUAGCUUAAAGCUUUUAAUAGUUAUGUUGUAUUUUAUUAAAUGUUAAGUUAAUACUAUUGUAAUUCUUAUUUAGUUGUAAUAGUUCAUGUUAAUUGUAUAGUUAUAAAACAGAAAUAGCUUCAGAAUAUUUUAAUUGUAAAAUUAAAUAUAAUAAAUAUAUACACGUGAAGUUAA
This is a messenger RNA of Ostrinia nubilalis (European corn borer), 8031 nucleotides long. Its product is annotated as coiled-coil domain-containing protein AGAP005037. Gene Ontology annotation, cellular component: cytoplasm. Lineage: Eukaryota; Metazoa; Arthropoda; Insecta; Lepidoptera; Crambidae. Bases 227 to 5299 code for a protein of 1690 amino acids. The record is from RefSeq and is a predicted model, not a curated record. The transcript has 23 exons.